AUGACCGAUCCAAACUUCAAACCCAUGCAUGUGACAGUCACGCGAGCGCAUUGCCACGGCAAUGGCAGCCUCGGUCGUUUCUGGAUCCUCCCUGGAUCACGUGACCGCGCCAAGCAGAUCGCGGAGACUUUCCUUCAGGACUGCGAAGUGAUCUUCUCUCCUCGCGGUCAUGAUGGUUACAUAGGCAAGUACGAUGCCCCUGAUGGAACUGUUGUUGAUAUCGGUGUCAUCUCUACCGGUAUGGGCGCUCCGAGUGUUGAUAUUAUCGCUACAGAGAUGAUCAAGUUGGGUGCAAAGGUCCUUGUUAGAGUCGGUACCGCUGGUGCUAUGCAGAAGACCCUUGGCAUCGGUGAUAUCGUUAUCGCGACUGGUGCUGUUCGUGACGAGGGUACCACCCGACACUAUAUGCCUCUCGAGUACCCUGCUCUCGGAUCGGCUACAGUAGUCACCGCGAUGUGCGCAGCUGCACAGCGCCAACUUGAAACAGAGGAUGAUGAGCUCCAGGAAGGUGCUCAGUGGGUGUAUGAUGCUGGACCGGUCCACACUAAGGAUUCUCUUAUGGCUAGAGAGUUCAAGUUCGGUCCCUAUGCUCCUGAACACAAACGUUAUAUGGAGGUGCUGGAGGAUCUCGGAUGUUUGGCCUCCGAGAUGGAAGUUGCCAUGCUAUUCAGUCUGGCUCAAGUCUAUGGUGUUAAGGCGGGAUGUGUGCUUGCCAUAAUUGGUGGAGGUGACGAUGCUCCCAUCUCUGAUCAGGCUCAUCUCAAGGCCGAGGCUGUGAAUCGGUCAUGCAGCAUUGUAUGUCAGGGCAUGGCCCAUCUGAAGAAAAGUCUGAUGCGCUACGGAAGGAGGGCUUCUCUUCUCGGACGUUCACUUUCGCAAGUCAUCAGAUAAAUAUUAACUGAGAAUGAACAUGU
Messenger RNA from Perkinsus marinus ATCC 50983, 914 nucleotides. RefSeq names its product Uridine phosphorylase, putative. The coding region runs from base 1 to 891 and encodes 296 amino acids. The transcript has a single exon. Lineage: Eukaryota; Perkinsozoa; Perkinsida; Perkinsidae. Gene Ontology annotation, cellular component: cytosol. The record is from RefSeq and is a predicted model, not a curated record. Gene Ontology annotation, molecular function: purine-nucleoside phosphorylase activity. Gene Ontology annotation, biological process: purine nucleoside catabolic process.